AUGUCUGACAACGAAGAAAUGGCCGAUGUCAUCGAGCCCUCGGAGCUCGCCGGGCCAACCCCCAUGGACUCGGAUGCCAAGAAGCGCCGUGCGUACAGAAAAAAGAAGGCGGAGAAGCCAAAGUUCGAUGCGCUGAAGCCCUCGGAGAUGGGCAGCGGCAAAGCACAGUAUCGCAAGGUCCCGAUUCCGCCGCAUCGCAUGACCCCUCUCAAGAAGGACUGGCUCCAGAUCUACACGCCCCUGGUCGACAAUCUCAAGCUUCAUGUGCGCAUGAACGUCCAGGCCCGUGCUGUCGAAAUCAAGACCUCCGCCGACACCCAGGAAGAGGGAGCGAUCCAGAAAGCCGCCGAUUUUGUGCGAGCAUACGCUUUGGGCUUCGAAGUCGGGGACGCCAUGGCCCUGAUCCGGAUGGAUGACCUGUAUCUGGAUACUUUUGAGAUCAAGGACGUCAAGACCCUCGGCGGCGAUAACCUGUCGCGAGCGAUCGGUCGCAUUGUCGGAAAAGACGGCAAGACCAAGUACACCAUCGAGAACACCACCCGGACUCGUAUCGUCGUUGCUGACACCAAAAUCCACAUCCUGGGGAGCUUCCAGAACAUCAAGAUUGCCCGCGAUGCUGUCGUCAACUUGAUUCUGGGCUCCACACCCGGCAAGGUCUAUACCACCCUGAGGACCAUCAGCUCCCGGCUGAAGGAGCGGAUGUAG
Molecule: messenger RNA, 705 nt
Organism: Polychytrium aggregatum
Lineage: Eukaryota; Fungi; Chytridiomycota; Chytridiomycetes; Polychytriales
Exons: 3
Coding region: 1-705 (234 amino acids)
Cellular component (GO): nucleolus
Molecular function (GO): RNA binding
Source: RefSeq, a predicted model, not a curated record